AUGAUGAUUCGUGCCGAGCUUGGGAUCUACUUUGUGAUCAUCACUUGUUACGCUGUUUAUGAGUUUUCAGGACUCAUAGCUUUUUCAGUUUCGAAAAGCCCCCGGCUUCUUGAAUGCUCAGCUUCGAGUUCAAUAGAUGGAAUUCUCGGAGAAUCUUGCAAGUUUUGUAAAGAAGAAGUUCAAGAUAUCAGAGAUUUUCAAUGCCAGAAGUUUGAAAACUACAAAGAGCAGCGGAAGUUACUGUCAAAGCGGAAAGAAAUAACAACAACAGCUGCACCUGAAUUUAUUACUGUUUGCGAUGAACGACUUUGUAGAAAGAUUCCAGCUCCAAGGAUCAGGCUCAAACAAUUCGGAGGAGACGAAAUUCCAGUUAUUCCAAAUUUCAAUCUCGCUGGUCUUUCACCAGAAGACGAGCAGCAAGAUGUCUUUCUGUUUUGCAAUAGAACGCAGCUAAAAAAUCCAAUAGAUAUUGUGCUGCAAUCGAUACCAGAUGAUAUUCAAAGCUAUCUUGUGCAGAGCUGUAAAGAAGAAUUGCCAAAAUGCUUUUGCAUCACGAGACCGAUUCUCAAACUUGUCAAUUUCUUCAUCUUUUUGAUGCCGAUUUCGUUUUUGCUAGUGAAAACCGACGCCAAUUCUAUUCCAAUCAAAAUGACAGACGCCGUUGCGAUUAAACUUGCUGCCCUCGAAAAUGAGUUCCACCCAUUCACGGUCAAAUAUCGAAACCUCGUCCAAUUCAUCUAUGCCGGCUCCAUGAGAUGGUUCAUUUUCUACAUCUUCCUUGCUUCGCUAAAAGAAAUCGUCAUCCACACAGAAGUUCAGUUCGCAGCGCCUCUUUGGGUUCAUAAAUGCAGAGGAUGGGAUUUGUUAUUCGCGCUUGUCGGAUUAAUAAGGGUCGGGGUAGUUUACUUGCGACUUGAUGCUGUUGUUUCGACUGCCAAACCAAAUGGUUCUUUCGUGGCUCCGACAAGCAUUUCGAAGGAAAAUCGCAAGAAAAAAUUCCUGGACAGCACCAUUAUUAUUUCCCUGAUCAUUAUGUUUUUCUAUAACAUCCUUCAUCUCGUAUUAGCGGGGUCUGCAAUGAGCAUCAGCUCUUGUAUCUUUCAUCGAGAACAUCGAGCUGAAAUGACGAGACAUCAAUGGUAUUUCGAGCCGCUUACAAAAGUCAUUAUGGAAAAGGGAGUCGAGCCAUGCCAAAUUUAUAUGGGAGCGUUGGUUAUUUUCAUUAUUCUCCCAAUUCUUUGCUGUCUUUGGCUAAUUUUUGAAACUGGAAAAGCAGUUUAUAUUUCUUCGAGUCAAUCUUCGUUGGAAAAGGACAACAUCGAUGGAUUCCGAAUAACCAUGGACAGCGCUCCCAGCUCAACAAGAACCAGCAGCUCUGAGGAACCUACGCUUUAUGAAAAUUUCUGA
Oikopleura dioica is the source of this 1407-nucleotide messenger RNA. The record is from the annotation of a GenBank genome assembly. Lineage: Eukaryota; Metazoa; Chordata; Appendicularia; Copelata; Oikopleuridae.